GACCUCAUGUAACAGUGACGUCGGCCCUGACACGGAGGCGGAGAAGAGCUACGUUUAUUGCCGUUUGCUCCGAUUCAUUCGACCCUUCCUUCGACCGGAGUGAAGUCGGGCAGCAACCUCUAGUGUUUUCGGCUAGAAAAAAAAUAUGGCAGGUUACUUGAAGGUCCUCAGCUCUCUCACUAGGUCCGCGGCCACUCUAUCAAAAAACCCCGCCGUUCUUGCUCCAGCUUCUUGCCAGAGUUUGCAACAGAGGAACUAUGCCGAUAAACGUAUCAAGGUGGCACAGCCGGUGGUGGAGAUGGACGGAGAUGAGAUGACCAGGAUCAUCUGGGAGUUCAUCAAAGAAAAGCUCAUUCUGUCCAAUGUGGAUGUGGAACUGAAGUACUAUGACCUGGGUCUUCCUUACCGUGACCAGACUGAUGACCAAGUCACAAUCGACUCUGCUAUAGCUACCCAGAAAUACAAUGUUGCUGUGAAAUGUGCCACCAUUACACCCGACGAAGCUAGGGUCGAAGAGUUCAAUCUGAAGAAAAUGUGGAAGAGUCCCAACGGAACCAUCAGGAACAUUCUGGGCGGAACUGUCUUCCGUGAGCCAAUCAUCUGUAAGAACAUUCCCAGACUUGUUCCUGGCUGGACACAGCCCAUCACCAUUGGCAGACAUGCCCACGGUGACCAGUACAAAGCAACAGACUUUGUUGUGAGCCAACCAGGCAAAUUCAAAAUGGUCUUCUCUCCAGCUGAUGGAAGCAAAACCAAGGAGUGGGAGGUGUUCGAUUUCCCUGGUGGUGGCUGUGGAAUGGGCAUGUACAACACUGACGAGUCCAUCACUGGCUUCGCUCACAGCUGCUUCCAAUAUGCCAUCCAGAAGAAAUGGCCUCUCUACAUGAGCACUAAGAACACCAUCCUGAAAGCUUACGAUGGCAGAUUCAAGGACAUUUUCCAGGAAAUCUUUGAGAAAAACUACAAGCCAGAGUUUGACAAGCUGAAGAUCUGGUACGAGCACAGGCUCAUCGAUGACAUGGUGGCUCAGGUGCUGAAGUCUUCGGGUGCCUUUGUGUGGGCCUGCAAGAACUAUGAUGGAGAUGUACAAUCUGACAUCCUUGCUCAGGGUUUCGGCUCUCUGGGACUGAUGACCUCAGUGCUGGUGUGUCCUGACGGAAAGACCAUUGAGGCCGAAGCCGCCCACGGCACAGUAACCAGGCAUUACCGUGAGCACCAGAAGGGUAGGCCAACUAGCACUAACCCCAUUGCCAGCAUCUUUGCUUGGACCAGAGGACUGGAGCACCGUGGCAAACUUGAUGGAAACCCAGACCUGAUCAAGUUCUCUCAGACUCUAGAACGGGUGUGCGUUGAGACUGUGGAGAGCGGCGUGAUGACCAAGGAUCUGGCUGGCUGCAUUCACGGUCUCGCCAACUGUAAGCUGAACGAGCAUUACGUCAACACCACAGACUUCUUGGAUGCCAUCAAGACAAACCUAGACAAGGCACUGGGCAAAUGAAGGACAACGGGGCCCGGACACGGUGGAGAGCGUCUUUUUGUACCUCAUUUUUAACUUAAAGGUCAUGAAUACCACAUAAUGUAUGAAGGGAGGAGUAAUAAAAACAUAGUGAUGUUCCUCCUAGCUGUUCUGUUAGUGAAUCCUGCUGAUGGGUGAUCCCAUCUCUUCCCGCACCUCCAGGGGUCUAUUUUUUUAAGAUGAAGUACUGUAUGUCAGAUACUGUAUAAUACCAUAGGAGAAAAAGAAAGAUCAAGGGCCACAUGAGAAACCCUCUAAUAAAUCGGUCACCUGGA
Megalobrama amblycephala (Wuchang bream) is the source of this 1791-nucleotide messenger RNA. It is a transcript of the gene idh2, whose product is annotated as isocitrate dehydrogenase (NADP(+)) 2. Gene Ontology annotation, biological process: isocitrate metabolic process. The record is from RefSeq and is a predicted model, not a curated record. NCBI's taxonomy places the organism in Eukaryota, Metazoa, Chordata, Actinopteri, Cypriniformes, Xenocyprididae. Bases 146 to 1498 code for a protein of 450 amino acids. Gene Ontology annotation, molecular function: isocitrate dehydrogenase (NADP+) activity; magnesium ion binding; NAD binding. Gene Ontology annotation, cellular component: mitochondrion. The transcript has 11 exons.